AUGGCUGGCGGCCCCCACCGACGCUGGAGCGUCGAGGAAAACCUCAUCCUUGAGGCCCUUGUUGACGCCAACAAGGAAAAGAUAUUGGGGAAACGUGGAGAGCUUGCGCGUAUGAUUUACGAGAGGCUGAAUGAAUGUGCUCCGGACGACAACUCUCGUACCGUCGAAAAGGUCAGGUACAAGAUGGAUCAUUACAUCAACAAGUUGAAACGAGGGCGCCGCACAUCUCGAGCGAAACCAACGUCGCCUGGACUUGUUGGAGAACAGAUAAGGCUACGGGACAAUACCCACCUCGACUCCGUCACUACUUGUCCUUCCAGCCGUCGCCGUCAAGUACCCAAGGUUGUCAUGAGCCUCCGUUCAUCUACAGGCCCGAGAAGGAAGCUGGAACUUCCUCAUCCGCCAACCCCACCCGCGCCAGUCAAGCAGUAUCCAGGCCCAAAACUUUCAAUACGGGAAAUUCAGGGUCCUAGACAAGAACGAAUGAAACAGGUGAACGCCCAGACCCUUCCAAGAGCUGCAUUGGACUCAGAGCUCCGUGGCACCACGACAACAGCCUCGGACAACGAGCGUUCGGCAAGGUCGAUGAUGGAGGUGGAGCCGUGGGAAAGGAAGCAUAUCGAGAUAUUGAGAAGUCUCAUGGCACAAGGAAGCUACUCUGCUCCACCUCGGCACAGUCAUGUCAGAACCGCCCUCAGCAACAUCACGCUACAGAUCGAGCACAGUAUCGAGUGCUAUCGGCAAGCACAUCCCUGCAGCUAUCUGGACCUCACCACCGCCUCCGACGAUGCUCGGGACCUGAGUCAGGUCAGCUUUACGGCUUCAACCCCUUCAACAGUUGUCGACAUGAUGGAGACAGCCAGCUCUCAUCCAGCAAUCUGGCUUGAUGAUAUUUUGCAGCUCUUCAUAUCGAACGCAGUGUUCACCUGGGCAUUCAACGGAUUCAAAGAAGAUCCGCAGACCCAGAUGCCAUCUGCGGUGCAAAGGACGUUCAACCGACUCGCCCAAUACGAUCCGGAGGCCGUACGCCGACUCAACAUUGCCACCAAACUUGACCUUCUGGACGCCACGGUGAAACCAAGGCUGCCAGUCUACGCCGAAGAGUUCCAAAUCCGCUUGUUCAACAUUUUCAAGUCGAUGAGAGUUGCACCUUCAGAGACGGACCCGGCAUGUGAGGUUGCAUGUGGCUCUCCAGAGUACUCUCAAGCAAAGCAUCGUGAGUUCAAGAAGAUCACGAGGACUGUUUUCUUGGACACCCUCAGCCUACGGGCAGACCUGGCGCGGUGCGACAGGAAGUACUUUGCUCAGUUCUUCAAGCAGGGUGAGCCAUUCGACGAGGAGAGUAUGGAACCACAUCGGCAAGACAUGGAAAAUGCCUUUCGUGAUAGCACGGUGUACAUCUGCUUGCGGCCAGCAAUCCUCAGCUUCCCAAGAGAGUCCGAUUCCGAGGCGCCCAGCCCUAGCCAGGGAGUGGUGGUGGUCAAGGCAAAGGUGGUCGUCACGAGGAGCUCCCAAGCCUAA
Messenger RNA from Cladophialophora carrionii CBS 160.54, 1521 nucleotides. RefSeq lists its product as uncharacterized. The transcript has 2 exons. The record is from RefSeq and is a predicted model, not a curated record. The coding region runs from base 1 to 1521 and encodes 506 amino acids. Lineage: Eukaryota; Fungi; Ascomycota; Eurotiomycetes; Chaetothyriales; Herpotrichiellaceae.